CGCAAAGUCUCAACUUCGUCAUGAGGACUUCUUAGUAUUGCACAUUGUUCAAUCGCAUGGACUUUCUUGACUUCGACGCUGUUCCUCUCCUGGGUUGGGACCGCAUGUUGUCGAUUUGAAGCUGUCGCAUUUUCAUACUGGACUUCCAUUCUUCCGUUCUUUAUAUCAGCUUUAUAGAUGGAUGCUUUGCCAAUGAUUCCAGUCCUGUUUACGCAUUUCUUUUUCCUAUCUGCAUUUUCAUCAGGAAUUGAGCUUCAAGAUCUCUUCUCUUAAAGUAUUUGUGUCUGUCUGUUUUUAUUUCACGUUCUAUUUCCGUCUUAUGAUACCCCAUUUUGUCUUCUCGCAUCAAUUUCUUUCAGGGAUCUCUGGAAAAGGUAAGGUCCACUAUCAAGAUGGAUCCUGGGGCUUUCGAGUUAUUCUCCGCGGGCGAGGAGAAGCGGCGAAACCAGGCCGGAACAAAAGGCUUUUACCCUCACGUCUCGGAAUACCAAAAGCAGACGGACUCAGAAGACGGCUUCACCACCAGGACGCCGAGCAAGGCUUCAACCAGUACUACUUUGGAUCCGGGUACCUAUCAUGCUGGAGCUGAACAUCUCACUGGAGACCUCGUGGACGGACACGUGGUCGACCCGCGAGACGAAGCCCGCUGGGUCCCCGGCACGCUUGAGCAUGUUCCGUGGCUGGCGUUUGUCUGUCUUGCCAUCUCUCUUGGCUGUAUGGCUUUGAGCACUUCGAUUCUGGUCAUAUCUAAUGGCCAGCCGGUGGAGAGCUGGAGGGUACAACCUCCUGUCAUUCUAGCCAUUGCGUCCGCCGCUGCCAACGUCGCACUGACAUGUGCCUUGUCCCAGGGGCUCACAAUUUCCUGGUGGUACAAGGCAUUGCGAGGUGGGACUGUCGGGGAUCUGCACAGAAUAUGGAAAUUCGAAACGCUCUGGGCAUGUAUAUGCGCCGGCCGGCACUUCAACAUCAUCGCCCUCGCAACUAUCCUUGUGUCCGUGGCCGUCAUCGACGGUCCACUUCUGCAGCGAGCCUCGACCGUCGGGACAAGCCAAUUCUCUCAAUCCGUUACACUAGACCUUCCCAUUGCGCAACAACUCCCCACGGGCUACACAUCCAUGAUGCUCGGACGUGUUAAUUACCCCGCAGUCUUGAACGCUCCGUUUGCGCAGAUCCUGCAAGACUACUCGCAGCGCAAACCCAUCACAGUCGACGCCGGAUGCAACGGGACAUGCUCGACCACCGUACAGGGCGCCGGCUUCGCCAUUGACUGCGACCCUCCUGCGACAUCCCACGUCAAUUACACCGCCAUGUACAUGCUUCAGCACCAAACAUACGACCCGAGUCCCGUCUUCAACGUCAGCCUCGAAUGGAGCGGCGGCAACUACGCCGUCACGAGCGACCCGACAACCGCAACGCCCGAACAACUCAUCCUCUCAGUCGGAUACUCCCACACGACCGACUGCGCCGGGGACUUCAUCACCCGGAAAUGCGUCCUGUCCGAAGCAAUCGUCGAAUACCCGCUCCAACUCGACCAGCGCACCGUAUCGACCUUCACCAACCCUACACCACACCUCAACGUCGUCUCCAAGGGCAACUCCACGCCCGACGUCGCACCCACAUACCUCCCCAACGAGAACGUCACGCUCGGCGGCUUCGCCCUCGCAGGCACAGACAUGUUCUACACAAACACGGGCCUCAUGUUCGUCGGCGCCGCGGGCAUGUAUCAGCUCGUGGGCUUCAACACGUUUGCAAGCAGAUAUAUCAUUGAUCCCAACUUUUACAUGAACUGCCAGUUUGCAUGGCAUGAUCCGACAGACGACAUUUUGGACGCAUUGAACGAGAUUAUGUUCCGCUCUGCGCUGGCCACUGCUCCACUCUCGGACCCAACUGUCUAUAUAGACUCUCCAUCAUCAUCAUCAUCAUCAUCAUCAUCAUCGCCCACCUCUUCGUCAGCCUCUAAACGAUCAUCAUUCCACACUCAUCAAACCCCCUCAGCAGUCCAAGCGAGCAACCACACCGUGUACGUAUCCCACUUCAAAUACCUCGCGGGCGCACUUGUCGUGAUGAGUCUCGGCAUCCUGUCCGUCCUCCCGACAUUCAACGGCUUCUGGCAUAUUGGGCGCCACGUGACGCUGAGUCCGAUCGAGACGGCCAAGGCAUUCAACGCGCCUAUCCUGCGCACAAAGCCCUCGCAUUCCAACGCAAACAUGACGCAGCUGCUGAGUCUCUUGGGCAAGAAAAGGGUCAAGUAUGGAGAAAUCAGUCAUGCCGUGACGCGCACCACGACGUCGUCAUCAUUGUCGGGAUGGGGAGAUGACGACCAAGAAAGAGAUGAGUUUGGCACUGCCAAAGUAAAGAGGAACCCGCUCUUGAGAAAGAGGUUGGAAAUUGCGCAUCCGCGGGAUGUCGUCUGGCCACGGGAGGGCAUGAAGCUUUGACGUUGGGUGCAUUUAUCGUCAGUCUGUAUCGGGUUCAUGUAUUAUAUUUACGGCGGUUGGCUGCAUCUAUUAUUUUAGACCAGUUUGGGUCAUCUAUCGCCUGUGACUUUCUGGGUUCGUCAUAUACUUUUCUAUAAGGACACGCAAUGCUUAGAAUGACUACAGCAAAAAGAAUUAAUAAAGGACAUAUGAUUGAUUCAAUUGGCAUAAUACAAUCAAUAUCAAAAGCAGGAAAAGCAUAUAAAAAAAAAGAAAUAGGUAUCCCCCCCAUUGUGUGACCCGCAUCCAAUUGAGUAAAAAAAAAAAAAAAAAAAA
This is a messenger RNA of Xylona heveae TC161, 2753 nucleotides long. RefSeq lists its product as hypothetical. Bases 393 to 2438 code for a protein of 681 amino acids. The record is from RefSeq and is a predicted model, not a curated record. The transcript is spliced from 2 exons. NCBI's taxonomy places the organism in Eukaryota, Fungi, Ascomycota, Xylonomycetes, Xylonales, Xylonaceae.